Messenger RNA from Pieris macdunnoughi, 273 nucleotides. Lineage: Eukaryota; Metazoa; Arthropoda; Insecta; Lepidoptera; Pieridae. The record is from the annotation of a GenBank genome assembly.
AUGUACAUAUAUUUUUUCUGGUUUACUAUUUACGGUGGUCUAGGACCCACGUGUACCAGCCAGGUUGGUGUUGUUCCGCCUCUGGUUGCUGAUGUUUUACUUUUGCUUCUCAAUGAAGAUCUCACAACAGAAAGGCAGUCCAACCUGGCCAUCUUUUCCAAAGAGUUGUUGGAACAACCACGCACCGCUUACGCAUUGAUGCAAAAAAAUGAACACAAACCUCUGCAAACAUUCCCGAUGCGCUGCAGAAGGGAGGCAACCCCAACACCUUAA